AUGAGUGGAACUCAACCUCCAUCGAUUUCAAUGCCAGGUUCCAGCUUCAGACCUAUUAGUAGGACUUCGAGUACUCAAGUUCGUGAUCAUCUGAUCGACAGACGUGAGUCAAGUCAUUUAGAUCGACUUCCGUUAUCAAAAUUAUUAUUAUCAAAAGACUUUGGAGCAACACCAAAGAUAAACGAAGACGAAGAAAAGAAGCAGAGCAAAGAUUCAGAUGAAAUUGAAGGUGAUGCUGAAUUUGCAGAACCAGAUGAUAUCAAUUAUCAAAACGUAUUUAGUUUAGACAAAGAUCAACUCGCUGCAAAAGGCUUAGAAUUACAAACACAUAAGAAUCGCGUAGAAUUUUACGAAGAACCACCAGCAAGAUUUGGAACAAAGCAUAAAAAAGCAUCACCAAGGUGGAAGAAAGAGGAAACACAAAAAUUCUAUGAAGUUCUCGCAAUGUGUGGAACAGAUUUCUCCAUGAUUUCAAAAUUCUUCCCAGAACGUUCUAGAAAAAUGAUUGUAAACAAAUUCCAUUGCGAAGAGAAAAAGAACACACAACAAUUCCAAGAAGCUCUUUCUACACCAAAAUCAAUAGAUAUUGAAAUGUUUUCAAAGAUAAAUGGUGUCGAAGCACAAACACUUAUAGAAGACUUCCAAAAGAAUAAAGAUAAACUACUUAACGGUCAGCCACUUAUGCAGCCGAAAUUACCUGAAAAUAGCGGUGAAAUUUCUGGAAAUGAUGAUGAUUUCGAAGAUAUUGAAGAAAGAGAUGAUGAUAAGGGCGAAGGAAAGGAUAAAACCAUUGAAUCAGCUACAGCUGCUAUUACAGAGAAAGGCAAGAAAGAUGAAGUUGAAGGUACAGAUGAUUUCAACUUUGAUUAA
This is a messenger RNA of Trichomonas vaginalis G3, 870 nucleotides long. Its product is annotated as transcription factor TFIIIB component B. Lineage: Eukaryota; Parabasalia; Trichomonadida; Trichomonadidae. Gene Ontology annotation, cellular component: transcription factor TFIIIB complex. The transcript has a single exon. Gene Ontology annotation, molecular function: TFIIIC-class transcription factor complex binding. Gene Ontology annotation, biological process: RNA polymerase III preinitiation complex assembly. The coding region runs from base 1 to 870 and encodes 289 amino acids. The record is from RefSeq and is a predicted model, not a curated record.